Messenger RNA from Argiope bruennichi, 6677 nucleotides. It is a transcript of the gene wapl, whose product is annotated as wings apart-like protein homolog. NCBI's taxonomy places the organism in Eukaryota, Metazoa, Arthropoda, Arachnida, Araneae, Araneidae. The coding region runs from base 286 to 3369 and encodes 1027 amino acids. Gene Ontology annotation, biological process: regulation of chromosome condensation. The transcript has 17 exons. The record is from RefSeq and is a predicted model, not a curated record.
UACACAAAGUGAGGUCAGUGUAAUGGCGGUUGCAACGUUGACCAAAUUGUUUGUAAAUUGUUGUUGUCAUUAUGCAAUUUCAUGUAAUGUGUCGAAGAAGUAAAUAACGAUCAACUCUACAUAUAGAGAGAAGUGUUGGAUAAGUGUCUUAGUUUUGGUGAUUGCCUGUUUUUAUUUUCCCAAAUGUACUCAUUUGUGUGGGAUAAAUUGAAAUCUUGUCUUCGCUUUUAAACGAAAGAAACACGAAACCUCCUCUGUGACGUUCAUGACCUGUAAGGCAAAAUCAUGUCACGACUGGGGGCCAAGACCUACAGCCGAAAACCUGACUGCAAAACCAGUGUUCAAUUUGAUCACCUUUUGUCAGAUAAAGGAAAUAAACCUUCCACAGCAAAAGUGUCGGUUGCUGGAAUUCACAGAUGGGGAAUGACUUCGUUCACAUCUUUGAGAAAAUCGCGAAUCAAUGGACAGAAAGAAGUUUCUGAACCUGUAGAACCAGUGAAACGUAUAAAAUUAGAACCCACUCCUCCAGUUGUGAACACUGAAGAUCCCUUCAGUUUUGGAGCAGAGGGUGAAUUAUCUCCUAACAACAAUGUCCAUUCCCCAAAUUCUUCACUUUCGCCCAGUGGUUUAAAAGCUGAAAGUAAACCUACUGUAUCCAAACCAAAUAAAUUUUUCAAGAGUGGGGGUUCUCGCUUAUUGAAAAGUACAAAUUCAAAAAACAGUGAUUUUGAUGCUUUGAGAUUGUCAGUGCCCCCAAACUUCAAUUCAUUGAAAGCUAAAAAAGAUGCAAGUGAUAAUUUCAUGAAUGUAAAUUCAAAUUAUAAAAACGAAGUGCAACAUGCAUCUGAAGAAUCAUCUACAUGCUUGACCAGCACAACUCCUAAUAUUGUGAACUUGCGGUACUGUGCGAAUAUUCCCAAUACUUGUGCUUCCACAAAAUAUUCUAAUCAGCCUAGCAUACAUUAUAUCAAUUCAUAUAUUCAGCCUGCGGCAUCAGCUGAUACUUCAUCAUCCCGUUCUGCAUUUGAUUCCUUGUUGACACUGGAUUUGUCAAGUAAGUCCAACAAUGAUAAUGUAUCUCAUCAAAUGGAACCUCCAAGUUACUUUGACAAAGAUGCUAUUAAUAAUUUUUCACAGAGUGAUAUUUUAAGUGAUAGUAUUUUGAAUCAUCACCAGACAAACAUUGGAUUUGGAAGUCAGACUUCCAAACAAGAGUCAUCUCAAGAUAGUCUAACUCUUAAAAACUGCAUUACAAAGCAUUCACAGGAAUCUUUAAAUGUCAAUAAAGUAGGAAAAGAUUCAACUGUUGCAACUAAAAGAGAAAAUGAUAACACUGUCACUGAGACUGAUUCUCAAAAAUCAAUCAAUUCUUAUUCUGAGGAGCAGAAUAAUUCUGGAUCCAUUUUUUCAUCAAGCCAAACAAGUACAAUUUCGGAUGGAGCCAUUUCAUCUUCUCAGUCUUCUGAUAGGGUAGACAGUUCUAAUACUUCUUCCAAGUCUCGUCCUAAGAAAAUAUUUAGCUCUUCAUUAAAGUUCAAAGCAGUAUACAAUCAUCGACAUUGGCAUUCUUCUAAGAAAGCAGAAGAGAGUUUUGAAGCACAAGAUGGCAUUUCUUUAGCUGAUGAAUUUGAGGAAGAAAUGUCCAAAGAAAAUUUUAACGAUACUUUAGUUAGUGAAGUUUCAUACUCAUCCUCUGGGGAUGUUAGGUCUUUCAAGUGUCCCAAAGAAUCCAAAGAGUUUUAUACUGUUGUGAAAAAUGUAAAGCAAGCUUAUCAGUGUCAUGAGUCUGGUGAAACUCAAGAAUUCAAUGACGAUAUUGAAUAUUUAUUAGAAUGUGUUCAGGAAAAUAAUGCUAUAGGUACCAGAUGUUUGAGUGUUCUGAAUCUGGCUACAAAGUGCAUGGGCCCUGCCUUUCGUAUUCAUCUCCGUGCUCAUGGAACAAUGCCGAAAAUAUUUAGUGCCUUAAAAGAUGCUCCAAAUGAUCCGAAUCUGGCAUUGUGCACAGCAACGCUAAUGUUUGUUUUAAGUCAGGAUCGGCUUACAAUGGACAUAGAAGCUAGCACGUUAUCUCUUAUGCUACAGUUGUUGGAGACAGAUCCUGAGAUGAGAAAUCCAGAGAAGGAGAUUGAUUUGAUUCUGAAAGAUCCUGCAUUAUGCGCUAUGCAAGAUAAACAUAGAGAAAAAGUGUAUUCACUGUGUGAAGAAAUGCAACAAAAGGGUCAUGCUAAGCAUCUGAAACUAGAUAAUAUAAAUACGGGUAUUUUAGCUAUGGAAACAUUACUAAGUUUGACUUCAAGAAAAGCUGGUGAAUGGUUUAAAGAAGAAAUGAGAACACUUCGUGGUUUAGAUAGAAUUGUUGAUACUGUGACUUCAUCUACGGAAUUAUUAAUUCCUGAUGAAAAACAAGUUAUCAGUUUACCCACAGAUGUACAGCUGGAUAAAAUCAGAAAAAUUGAUCGCUGUUUAAGAGUCUUAGAAAAUGUGACACAUAUGAAUGCAGAAAAUCAAGAGUACCUGUUUAAUUACAAGAAUUCUUCUUUAAUUUUGUCUUGCUUGAACUUAAUGAAACUCUGCAAAUUUCAUUUACUUGAGCAAAAACCCAUUGAAAUAGACAUUACUACAGAUGAACCUUCGCAGAAAAAUGGGAAAGAAGAAUCUCCUCUUCUUUCAUGUUUGUUGAAUCUUCUAAAAAUACUUAGCAACAUAACUUACCGAAUUCCUCUGAAUGAUGCUCACUUCUCAUCAGAAGAUGGCUUAAUGGAUCAAAUACUUAUACUAAUACUACAAGUACCUAGAGCUGUGCCUGUGGAAAAAAGAUUUGAUCUUCUUGUUUUAUCUCUGGGACUUAUGAUCAACCUUGUUGAAUACUGCCCUGAAAAUAGUGCCAAGUUUAUAAAUAUGUGUGGUAUAGGUUCUUUUGAUACAGUUAAUGAUGGUUUUGAGAUGCCUGCCACUGAAGCUCUUAUUGAACUUAUGCUGUCAAGAUUGGAUGCAGCCAGAUUAUCCGAAGAACAAGCUGAUGAGCUUCUUAGUACACAAGAAGAAAAACAUGCUGCAUUCAUAGAAAAGAAGGAUGUAGAAACUGCAGCUGAUGAUUUAGAGGAAACUUUAAUGAAAACACUCCAAAAAGCUGGCAAGCACAUGGAACACAGUAUUAUUGCAGCAUAUAUAGUUAUUUUAUUAGGUUGUGUUGCUCAAAAAAAUCCAGAUUUUGCUGAUGUUAUGAAAGAUUAUCUUCCUGAUGGAAAAUUUGAUGUCAUGGUUGAUGUUCUGAAAAAAUUUAAGAGCUUUGUAACUUUAACUGGUUCAGUUGGCAAUCGAGAAUUAGCUUCUAUCCAGAGAGUGAUCCAAGUCUUGGAAUCCAGCUAACAGGGACGAACUCUUCAUUUUCUUUAUAAAGAUUGUUAUCCACAUCUGAGAGAGAUAAAUGGCUUGUUGAUUUUGCCAUAUAUUUAAUUCAUUCAUUGGAACAUUCACUACUUAUUGAAUGACCAGAGGUUUGGAUAAAGGAUAUAUGGUAUCCUGAAUUUUAAUUUAAUUAGUGGAAACUGUAUUAACCUAGUAGCACUCACUACACAAUGUGUUGAUAUUCAUCAUACAGCAAGAAGGGUUGCUUGACCAUUUCUCUGUAUCUAAUAAAAACCAUUGCAUCCAUAUUGUACAAUGCAUUUUAAAUUAUUUAAUGACUUGGCUGAAAUUGGCUUUUACUUUUUAAUACUCAUUAAUAGGUUUCAUUGUUCAACUUGACUGCAUGUACAUUGUUGAUCAGCUUUUUGAACUAAACAAUUUUAGAUACUGUAUAAAAUAUCUUUACUUUUUCUUAAGCCUGCUGUCCAAUUUUAAGACAGAUGCACUUUUUUUCAUCGAAGAGCAUAAACUGAAAAGCUGCCUUUGUGAAAAAAAAAUUACAUCAUGAGAUUAAAAGGGUGUAUGUAGUUGGUUUUAGUCCAUUCACUGUAUAUGAACAUACUUGUAUAGAGACCAAAUUAUUGUCAAGUAUGCUGGAUGUUUGAAAAUCCUAGCAUUAAUGUGAAGACUGUGCCUAAGCAAAACUUCAUUAUCUGGAAGAUUUAGUUUUGUUAAGAUUGUAAAUAUUAUCGUCUGAAAAUUCAUUAAUUAACUACAUAGAAUGAGUUAUCAUCAGAUUCUAAAGAAUAAUAAUCAUUGCACUUUUUAUUCCAUUUUUAAUGCAUAUAUUUUUCAGCUUUUGUGCACCAUUAGUUAUUUUCAUUCUGUUUUAUUUUAUUUAAAAGUACAAUAACAUUAAAAUGUUUAUCAUACUUAUCAUGAGUGUAUGUGUGUGUGUGUUUGUAUGUGUGAUAUUUUAUAACAUAUAUAAAUAAUAAAAAGCACGGGGAUUUGCUGUAGUCCAAAGAUUUGCUUUCAUUUUGUACAAAGGAAUUUGUUCAUUUUGUGUGCUCAUGUUGAAUUUUAUAUUGUGUUAAGACAAAACUGUUGAUUUGUGAUAUUCAUUUGUUGAAUAAAUAAAUUGGCUCAGGCUUCCCUGGAAACUACUUUAAAACAAGUAGUAAUGACUUGAUAGAAUUAUCCAUUAAUGACCAAUUUGAUUGUUAAUAAAAAUAAUAAUGUUAGAAUUAUAAAUUAGUUAAACUACUUACUCUUCAUCCUAAAUAAAAUUUCAGAGGAAUAUUUCAUUGUGCACUUUUAUUGUAUCCACACAAAAAAAGGCAGGAGUUUUUCUUUCAUUGUAAAACUUUGUAAUUUUAUUUUUCAUUACACAUUUUAUGAUUUAAUCAUUAGAAAGUAUUCGGCGAUAAAUUAAUAUCUCAGUUGCAUGCAUAUCUUGCAAACAUUGUUAUACAGCAAGGAGCAAUAAUCAGUAUUUUAAAUAAAUUUGUUGACAAGUGAAAAAAUUUCCCCUAUACAGAUAUAUGUCUAAAUGAAUGUAACAUUCUUAUAAUAAUUUGAAAUUCAUUUGCAUUUAAACUUUGUCAUAGCAAGCAGUAUUCAUAAGUUCUUUCUAAACCAAAUUUGCCUAAUAAGCAAUUUUGGAAUGUCAUAUGCAAAUGUAUUGUGAUAUAUAUUUUCAUGCCUUAAAGUAUCUGAAAGUUUCUUAAAUACUUCAUAUCUUCAGUGAAAUCCAAUUUUUUUACAUUAUGUGCUUUUAAAUGGAUUUGUCUGUAAAAUAAUAGUGAAGGAAAGUAUGAAUGACUGUGACAAUUUUUUUUUUUUUUUUUUUUUUUUUUUUUUUUUUUAAAUUAGUGAGUUUAUAUUGUGUAGUGGGAUGUAUAUUGUACAGUGAAAUUUGCCUCCAAGGAAUAAUAUUGUGUUUGAUGAAAACUUCUUUCGACUAUGCAAAAUAUAAUUAUACUCUAGCAAGUUAUGUGAUAUUUCUGAGAUAUUUUGUCUGUGAGUGGUUCUAAUAUGUUUCAAAUAAAUGAAUAUUAUCUAAAAGAUAAAUAUUAUUUAUUAAUUGAAGAUCCAAAAUAAACAUUAAUUUUUUUUCUUUAAAAAUAGUUUUUUAUAUUUUGAAUUAAAAAUUCUAUCUAUUCUGUUAUGAAUUUCAGGUUUUCAUUGGAUUUUAAUUUCCUUCAUCAGAUAAAACUUAUGUGGAAGAUUUCAUAGUUUUUUUUUUUUUUACAUCUUUUUUAGUUAUAAUUAAUUUGAUAAAUUUCUACAUCUUUGGAAUUGAAAGUUUGUAGAAUUUCAAAUUGUCUUUAAAGCUUAAAAACAAUUAAAACUUUCAUUGAAAAAAAAUCAUUUUGCAGUAUGUAAGCCAAGAAGUGUCGAAUCUUGAGCAAUAAUAUGCAUUGUGCUUGUUUGUGUAUGAAAGACUUGAUCAAGAUUAAACUUCCACAAAAAUUUAUGUAGCUUGUAUUUGUUCAAGAAACAAGAUGAAAUAUUUUAUUUUAAAUUGACAAAUAUAUUUACUUUUUUAUAUACUUAUUAACUUAAAUAUAAUGGGUAGUUGUAUAACUUUUGUGUAAUUCAAGUUAUAAACAAUUGAAUGUAAAAACUUAUUUCCUGUUAAUAUCACUCUAUUCUUAUCAAACUGAAGAUCCACUUCUUUAAAUGUUACCAUUUUUUUUUUUUUAAAGAAACAACAACAAAAUGCAGAAAAGACAUAAAAGAAUAUAUAAUAAAUAUUAUGUUGUUUUGUGUAUGUGUAUAUUCGUUUGGAGAUUUGAAAUUUCAUUUUGCUGUGUUAAAAAAAAAUUAAUGAAUAUUCAUUAAUAUUAUAUUGUUGAUUUACAUUUAUAAUCUUGAAAUUUUUUUUUGUUUAUUAUAAGCACUAUUAAAUUACACUUAUAUUUGUUUAUUUAAUCCGAGCAAUUUUUUUUAAACAAAAAAAGCACUACAUUUUAGCUCUUUUCCUGUUCCUUCAUUAAAUGUAUGUUGUGUAUGUGAAAAAUUUAGCAUUGAAAUCUGUUGAUAAUAAUGCACUUUUUUGAUACUUCAUAAGAUGCAUUGUAUAUUUAUUCAUUGGUUGAGUUUAAAUAUAUAUGAUAUAUACAUAAAUGUUGUCAGCAUGUUAUAUAAACCCCAUCGAAACAUUUUGGAAAAGUGAUUAUAUAAAUAUUUGAAAUAUUAAUUCAGCAGCAUAUUAUGAUUUCUUUCUUUUUUUAUAAUAAAAUGGUAUGGAAGUCCUCUAAUUUAACCAGAUAUAUUCUAGAUUAUUUUUGUGCUGUAAUUAACUUGUUCGUUUUAUUUAAAAU